AUGUCGACAGAAUCUGAGGAUCUGAUUUUGAUUUCCAAGCAAACACAACGCACCAAGAUCACGCCACCGAUCGUCCUGCACCGCGACCUCCAGUCGCUGACGCCGCCUCAGUCGCUGGCGACUCCCGAGGACUUUGACGAACUGCGUAGCUUUGCCGCCGACCGCGACGCCUGGAAAGAUUUAACCGGCCGUGUCGUCACGGGCCUCACGGCAGCCGCAAGCGUCGUAGGGCGACGACAGAAGAGCCAGACGAGCCCCCGCGCCGCCGCCUGCGCAGCCACGGACCGGCAAGCGAAUGAAGAAGAAGGAGAUUGCUAG
This is a messenger RNA of Saprolegnia diclina VS20, 318 nucleotides long. RefSeq lists its product as hypothetical. The record is from RefSeq and is a predicted model, not a curated record. The transcript has a single exon. NCBI's taxonomy places the organism in Eukaryota, Oomycota, Saprolegniomycetes, Saprolegniales, Saprolegniaceae. The coding region runs from base 1 to 318 and encodes 105 amino acids.